Molecule: messenger RNA, 1579 nt
Organism: Dermatophagoides farinae (American house dust mite)
Lineage: Eukaryota; Metazoa; Arthropoda; Arachnida; Sarcoptiformes; Pyroglyphidae
Biological process (GO): regulation of transcription by RNA polymerase II
Cellular component (GO): nucleus
Source: RefSeq, a predicted model, not a curated record
UUUUCGUAUUUUCGUCUGAAUUUGUUUCGUUAAAACAAAAAAUGCCAAAAGUUUUUCUAACCAAAGAGAAUCGUCGACUAAUCCGAAUCAUGUUACAUUAUCGUCAUAUGUUUUUGUAUCUGAUGAAACAUUAUGCCGAUGAAAUUGAUGAUUUGUUUGAAAAAGAUUCGGAAAAAGAUAAUUUCAAAACGACUGUAGAAUAUUGUGAUAAAUGGUUCGAAAAAAUUACUUCUAAUGCUGAGGAUAGAAUAAAUCAGCUAAACAAAUUGAUUGUUGAAUUAAUUGAAGAAACUGAAUCAUCUUAUGGUUCACAUCGAAAAUUGAUGAAAAUUGAUCUAGAUCGACAAAUUAUAUCGAAUUCAAAAAAGAAUGGUAAUGGAAAAGAUAAGAAAACAAAUUCUCAAAAACGUAAACGACAAGCAGCAGAUUCAGAAUCUUCAACAAAAAGCAACAAGAAAAAAUGUCUCAAUCUAGAUUCGGAAACGAAUAAUAAUUAUAAUGACGAUGAUGAUGAUGAUAAUGAUAAUGUUGAAGAGAAAAAACAGACGGAUAAACAAUCUGAUCCUGACACACAACAAGAUAAUAACAUUGGCAUUGAUAAUGAUGAUGAUGGUGAUACAACCUUCGAUAUAUUUGGCAUAGCAAUGCAAUAUACUUGUUCAUUGGGAUGUAGAUUUCGUAGUACAUCGAUGAAAAAAAUCAAAAAUCAUGAAUUAUUAGUCCAUAGUGGUGAAAAAAAAGUUCAUAAAUGUUUAUAUAAAAAUUGUGGCGGACAAUUUAAAACGAUUUAUGAUCUUGAAAAACAUUCAAUGAAAAUACACGAAAUUUUCAAAUGUUCCUUUGGAAAUUGUGUAUCAGAAUUUGACAGCGAGUUUUAUCUAAAAAAACAUUAUAGACUGAAACAUGAAAAGGAAUCGGUAAUAUGUAAAGAAUGUGAUAGAAAAUUUCCAAAUUGUACUCGAUUACGUAAACAUAUCUAUUUAUUCCAUGAAUAUGAUGAUUAUCAUUGUGAUUAUGAUGGAUGCGAUUUUUCUACAACACUUCGUUUGGAUUUAUUCAACCAUAAACGUACUAAACAUUUGCACAAAAAAUGUGAAUUUGAUGGCUGCAAUAGUAUUCUAUCCAUAAGCGGUUGUUCUAUACAUAAAAAAUUACAUACAAAAGCUAAAACAUAUCAAUGUUCAUGGCCUGAUUGUGGUAAAUGUCUUUAUGAUUCAAAAUCAUUGAAAGAUCAUAUUCGUAUUCAUUUAAAUUUCAAACGUUAUCGUUGUAAAUGGCCAGAUUGUGGUUAUGCUUGUGAACAGAAAACCAAUAUGAUCACACAUAUACGUAUAAGACAUUUUAAACUACCACAUACAAAAAAACGUCAAUUAGAAUUGAAUAUUUCAACGGAUUCAUAUCCAAAUCCAAAUGAAUAUAUUGAAACGGUUAAUGAAGAUAUCUAUAUGAAUAAUCGAGGAAAUCACUAAUUAUCAUCUAUCAUCUACGUUAAUUUAUAAAUUUUUUUUUCAAUAAUCAAAAUUUAAAAUUUUCAUUUUUUUGUUUCUUUUUCACAAUAAACACGUGUUUCACCCCCUAA